Molecule: messenger RNA, 1588 nt
Organism: Impatiens glandulifera
Lineage: Eukaryota; Viridiplantae; Streptophyta; Magnoliopsida; Ericales; Balsaminaceae
Exons: 11
Coding region: 85-1362 (425 amino acids)
Cellular component (GO): mitochondrion
Molecular function (GO): protein binding
Source: RefSeq, a predicted model, not a curated record
GUAGUAUGAACUGAAAACCUUAAACCGAUUCAGGGUCUUUGCUGUAUCAAGCAGAUCAGUGCUAAAGAUCGAAGCUUGGAGGCAAUGAUUAACAUAGCAAGGUCGGCCUCAGCCGCCGUUCGAAGUGGCCUGAUUCGGUCUAGGUUUCCCUUCUUCCCUCUCCCGUCUUCGCCGCUCCGGCGAACAUUUGGCACUUCUAAUGAGUCCAUUAUUAACCCAGUUGCCAUACAGAUGAUUAAUUAUGCUCUCUCCCUCGCUCGAUCUCAAAAAACUGAUGAAUCAUUUGCACAAGCUCAACUUGUCCUAGAACAGUGUCUGUCUACUCAAUCAGAUGACAAUUCAAAAGGAACCGUUCUUUUAUCCAUGUCUACCUUAUUAUCUCAAAGAGGAAAUUCCCUCCAAGCUAUUGAGAAGCUUCAAGACAUGGAACGACUUUCAAUCUCCUUAACAAGUGUUAGAGUUGCUGCUGCUGAAGCAUUGGCUGGAUUAUAUUUGGAGCUGGGUCAGGAUGGAACUGCAUCAAUGGUUGCAAAUGUAUGCUUGCAACUCUUAGAUUCUAUCAGAGUUGAACAUGGAGCUGAAUAUUGUUCAGAAGAUCUACAUGCUCGUUGUAAAGCGAUUAAAGGGCUGGUUAAACUUGCCUCCGGGGAUGUUGAUUCUGCGGAGCCAUUGUUUAAAGCAGUUGUUGAUGUGAAGAAUUGCACUGGGAAUACUGCUUUAUCGUAUGGAGAGUUCUUUCACGUCAAACACAACUUGUCAAAGGCCAAGGAGUUAUACGAGAAAGUGUUGCAGCCUUUGUCAGAACGUAAUGAUUUUGGCAAUCCAGAUAACUUAGCGGCUAGUAACAUGGCACUAGAAGAAACUCUUGUGGCUGCAACUUGUUCUUUAGGACAGCUCGAAGCACACGCGGGGAACUUUGCUAAAGCAGAGGAGAUACUCACAAGAGCACUAACUAAAGCAGAAGAUUUCUUUGGUUCUAAUCAUCCAAAAGUCGGUGUUGUUCUGACAUGCAUAGCUCUAAUGUUUCGGCGUAAAGCAACAGUUGAGCAUUCAAGUUCUCUUUUAAUUCAAGAGGGAUUGUAUAGAAGAGCAAUUGAUUUGCUAAAAAAACAUUCUUCUCAAACCGAAGGUGAAGAGUGUGGUGUGGCUAGAAAGGAUAUCCUGGCCCUUGCCAGAGGUGGGUAUGCAGAAAUCCUGACCAUCCAACAGAAUCGCAAAUCUGAAGGUGAGAAAAUGAAGAGUUGGGCCGAGUCUGCCUGGAAAAACCAGCGGUUGUCUCUGGCUGAAGUUCUUAAUGUAUCGGAUGACCCUUCUUCUUCUAAGGUAACUGUUAUCGACACCCGAAUUAGCAGAGCUCUGUAAACUGACUGAGCGAUAGAACAAUCUCGUUGCGAUUGAAGCUGCAAUUUUGUCAAUGUUUUACCAAUAUGUUGCUGGCUUUGUCUCUCUUUUUUUGGAAUAUUUAUCAAAUGUAACCGUUACAGACUUACAGUUGAAAUAAGGUUUUGUUUUUCAUCUUUCUUAAGCAAGAUGUUGGAUUGAGAAGACCAAAACAACCUUAUAAUUUGUGAUGCAUUUUCCUUUUUAA